CACAGGCCGCCCGCCCCGCACAGGUCGCCCCGCCGCCGCCCUCUCCUCCGCUGGCGUCCUCAUAGCCCCGCUGCAAAGGGGAGGCCCCGCAGGGGGUUGCAGUGGGCGAGGCGGCGGCAUGGCGCGGGCAGACAUGUCCAAGAAGGGACAGCUUACGGAGGUGCUGAAAAAGGAAGUGAGAUCGUUGCUAAUCGCUGCCAAGGAGGGCUUAACCCCAGCUCAGCUGGAGCAAGAGUACAUGGCCAUGAUUGGCAAACCACUUCCUGUACAUGACCUGGGCUUCCAAUCCACUUUGGAGCUGGUGGCAGAUAUGCCUGAAGUUGUCAGAAUCUGUACUUAUGGGAAAGGCACUUUUAUCCUCAAAGCCAUUACUGAUGAGACCACCAAAACAAUUGCCAGACUGGUUGCCAGACAGAGGAGAAGUGCUAAGGAACGGAAGAGUGCUGCUGUGAGGGCACAUACUAUUUCUUCCCAUAAGAAUCCACGGAGUUUCCCUUGGAGGGGCAAGGCUCCCAUCCUGCCAGCAACGGUGAAGGCUGAGUUGCAGGAUCUGCUGAGUUCCUCGCCACUUCUGCUCUUGGACUUUCAUAAUGCCUUCUUCAGGCGCUUUGGCCGGGCAUUUGAGCACACACAAUAUGGAUUUUUCUCCAUGUUUGAAGUCCUGAAAAGUGUGUCUGAUAUCAUUGUGGUUGAGCGGACAAAAGCAGGUUCCUUGCUGACCCUGAGGAAGCAUCUGGCAAGUGAGAUAAAGAAGGAAGAGGCGCCACGAGGCGAGACGCAGGAAGAGGCGCCACGAGGCAAGACGCGGGAAGAGAUGCCACGAGGUGAGACGCGGGAAGAAAUGCCACGAGGUGAGACGCGGGAAGAGAUGCCACGAGGUGAGACGCGGGAAGAGAUGCCACGAGGUGAGACGCGGGAAGAGGUGCCACGAGGUGAGACGCGGGAAGAGAUGCCACGAGGAGGAACUGCAGUUGAGAUGCCUCCUUUGGAACCCAUCUGUGAGACAGAGAACUGUUACCUAACCACAGAAGAGAAGUCGGAGCUAGUGGAAACACAAGCAGUAGAUUUGGAUGAUGGCUUCAAACAAGCUCGAGAUUUGCAGCAGUCCCUAUUAGAGAAAUUGAUAAUGACUCCAGAAAUACCCCCAGAUGCUGUUCAAGACAGAAGUCUUUGCAGUUUACCACCACUGAAGAGAAGGUGCUUGGUGGGAGUCCACGUGAAAGUAAUAGUCUCUCCUAGCCAGUUCUACAUCCAUGUAUGCACCAGGGAAACAUCUGAUGAACUGCAGGAUAUGAUGGUUGACAUGAGACGCUGCUACUCACAUAAACUUGUUUCUGAUCGUUAUAUCAUGCCUGAGUCUUCAGUACAGCCCGGACAGCUUUGCUGUGUAAUGAUCUCAAAAUGGUGGUACCGUGUUGUCGUUCACCGUGUGAUCAAUGACAGAGAUGUAGAGGUGUUCUACCCUGAUUAUGGAAACCUCGAAAUUGUCCGAAAGUCUUGGCUGAGGUUCCUCAAGUGGUGCUACUUGAAGCUCCCUGCUCAGGCCAUCCCGUGUUCCUUAGCAUGGGUAAAACCCAUGGAGGGUACAUGGUCCAAUGCAGCAAUUCUCCUAUUCAAGAACCUGUGUAGUUCCAAGCUACUUGUGGGCACUGUGGAUGAAUAUGUCAAUGGCAUUUUGCAUCUUUUCCUGUGUGACACAUCCACUGAGGAGGAUGUCUACUUCCACUGUGUCUUGAAGGAUAAAGGAUAUGCUGAUAUCUGUGGAAAGAAUGUUCCUUCUGAGGGAUUCAAGGAACUGAAUCCUUUGGCCUUGUAUGUUCAGCCCUGUGAGAAGUGGGAGAAUGCUGAACUGGUGGAACCAGACCUUUGCUUGCAGCAGGAGUCUCUAGAUGCAGAUAGUGCAACAGCAACCUCAAAGCUGGAUGGGAAUGAACUGUGUGAUCAGCAAUGGCAUCUGUCUGAUAAUGAGGAGACACAGGAUGAUGUGCCGCCACUUUUGGAUGAAGUGAGUGUCCCAGGAACAACAGACCAAGACAGUGAACUUGCACAGAACAGUACAGGUGAAACUUCUACAGAUCUUGUGGCAGUGGUUAAGACACCUCAUUGUCUUGAAGAGUCCUCAGUGCCUGUUGUCUUAUUCAAGUCAGUGAAAGACUUUUGCACCUCCUGUAUGUGCUCCAAGGAACCAGGAGGAAUGAACCAAGAUAAGCCUGAUGAGAUAGAAAGAUUUUCCAACAAUCUCCAACUUCGUGAAGCUGUACAUCCUUCUGUUCUCCUUAUGGCAAUGCCGUUUAUGGACAACCAUAACAAUGAAGAGCAAAUGAGGAGCAAAGACCAUCCUGGGAGUCUUGCAGUUAGCCUGUGCUUUAACAGUGGAAUGCCUGACCAGGGGCUGUCCCGGAAACUCUGUCUCCCUCCUACCACGAUACCUGCAGUGUUGGCAGCUGCACGCUUAACCUCUUCCAGUAGCUACUUCCACUGGCUCCCCAGCUUGAGAAAAAAGGUGUGAGAAGAGGGAAGACGCUGGAGCAGCUGCCGGGGGCAGCAAAGGUCUUCUGUGUGACCUUGCUAUUAUUUUCUUUGCUCAGAAAUGUUUAAUCACUUGGAAAAACUUGGGAGUCUUUCAUCUUUCCAUAUGUGAUAAAUGUUGCUUUUACUGAUAGGAAAAUAGUUUGAUUUUGCUGUGCUGGUUUAUUGCUCUUUAAUGGUUCAAGAGAACAUUUAAGUGUCACAUUGUUAUAUAUCCUUUAAGUUUAGGAGAGGGAAACUGACUACUUGUCCUUCAGUGCACGAGCAGUUUGACAUUGUGUGAAGAGAUGUUUUUGGGUUUUGACACAGUGGAUGCUCUACAUGCUCUUUGCUGUUAGAGCUGGUUGUAUCCCAGCUCACGCCUCAGUCCCUGGAGGUGCUGUUAACUUGCAAGAAGAAGAUGCUCUGAUUUGUUGGUGAAUUGUGAUGCCACUCAUGAAGCAUCAGGAAUCCCAUGUCACUGAUACGGAGUGAAAUCUCAGAAGAAUCCAGAGAAAGGAAGCUUACGUUGGCCAUGUUUAUGUAGAUCCGUGCCUGUGGCAAGAAAUCCAUUUGGGUUUGCGUUUGUUAAUGCAGAGGGGAGCUGCGAAAAUAAAAGUACCCUGGUUAUGCAUGCUGGUGUUCAGCUGGUUUGCUGGUGCCCAGACUGUUCCGCGGGGCUUCAGGGGCUUCAAGGACCGUUCUGUACCCACCUGCAAAUGUGCCAAAGGUAUGCUUCACUGCAGACCAGCAAGUAAAGCUCAAGACAGGGUUUAACAUUAAUAUUGC
Molecule: messenger RNA, 3297 nt
Organism: Melopsittacus undulatus (budgerigar)
Lineage: Eukaryota; Metazoa; Chordata; Aves; Psittaciformes; Psittaculidae
Gene: TDRD5
Product: tudor domain containing 5
Exons: 12
Coding region: 119-2509 (796 amino acids)
Source: RefSeq, a predicted model, not a curated record